AACAUAACAGAGUUUAGUACAGCUAACAUUCCUUUUAUAUCAAGUCAAAAGAGCUCUGAAGAAAAGAGAAGAGUUGUUUGUUGUGGGCAUGGCUGGUGGUUCAUUUGAUUCCAUACCAUCUGUAAACAAGGCUUGGAUUUACAAUGAUUAUGGGAAAUGUAGCGAUGUGUUGAAGUUUGAGAGCAAUGUGGCUGUUCCUCAAGUCAAGGAAGACCAGGUGCUCCUCAAGGUGCUUGCUGCUGCCCUUAAUCCUAUAGAUUUCAAGAGAAUGCUUGGCCGUUUCAAAUCCAUUGAUUCUCCUCCACCUACUGUUGUAGGUUAUGAUGUUGCUGGGGUGGUGGUAAAGGUUGGAAGCCAAGUAAAGAAGUUUAAGGUUGGAGAUGAAGUAUAUGGUGAUAUCAAUGAAUUAGCUGCACAAAAACCAAAAAACUUUGGGACUUUGGCCGAGUACACUGCUGCAGACGACAAAGUUUUGGCUCUGAAACCAAAGAGUCUGAGUUUUGCCGAAGCUGCUAGCCUUCCCUUAGCUAUAGAAACUGCCUAUCAAGGCCUUCUACGGACUGAGCUUUCUCCUGGUAAAUCUGUUCUCGUGCUAGGAGGUGCUGGUGGAGUUGGAACUCUUGUUAUUCAACUAGCCAAACACGUUUUUGGUGCAUCCAAAGUGGCUGCUACAGCAAGCACUGGCAAAUUAGACUUGUUGAGGAGCUUGGGUGCUGAUUUGGCUAUUGAUUACACAAAGGAGAACUUUGAGGACCUCCCAGAGAAAUUUGAUGUGGUAUUUGAUACAGUUGGAGAAGCCGAGAGGGGUCUGAAGGCAGUGAAGGAAGGAGGGAAAGUGUUGACAAUAGUUCGUCCUGCCCCUCCAGCCAUAUCUUUUGGUGUCACUUCAAGUGGUUCUGAUUUAGAUAAACUGGAGGCUUAUUUGGAGAGUGGUAAGGUCAAGGCAGUGAUUGAUCCCAAAGGCCCAUUCCACUUUUGCAACACUCUUGAGGCUUUUGCUCAUCUUGAGACUGCUAGAGCCAUUGGGAAGGUUGUCAUUUAUCCUAUUCCAUGAGAUUUUAGGCUUUAAAAUCUAUGUUGUGUUGUUGCCUGCUUUAUCUAAAUAAAACUAACUACUUGUGUUGUACUGUUAUGUACUGUGCUAAUUUGUUAUGAUCAAUAAAGGAUUUUGGAUAAUGCAUCGAA
This is a messenger RNA of Humulus lupulus (European hop), 1185 nucleotides long. RefSeq names its product 2-methylene-furan-3-one reductase-like. Lineage: Eukaryota; Viridiplantae; Streptophyta; Magnoliopsida; Rosales; Cannabaceae. Gene Ontology annotation, molecular function: oxidoreductase activity, acting on the CH-CH group of donors, NAD or NADP as acceptor; zinc ion binding. The transcript has 4 exons. The coding region runs from base 89 to 1054 and encodes 321 amino acids. The record is from RefSeq and is a predicted model, not a curated record.